GUGACAGAGAGGUCGAAGAAAAACACGCGUUGCUGCGGCUGAAAUUUCCGCUGUUUUGCAUUAUUUGGAAAAAAAAACACACAUCGGGCGAAAUGUCCAGCUCCGGGAGAAAGCGCAAACAGCAACUGAAGCCGCGCCAGGAUGAUCACCGGUCGCCGGUCAAGCGGCGCAGUGUGGACAUCAAGACGGAACCGUUGGACGGCUAUCCGGCGCUCGCAGACUACGAUUUAAGUACGGCCGAUAUCAAGCCGGAUCUCACUGAACUCCAACUGCAGCUGGUAGCGGAGCAGCAGGUGACCACCACUACCGUUCGCUUGGAAUUGGAGCAGCAAGAGAGCGAUUCCGACGAGGAUGGCUACUCGGAGCUUGAUUACCAAGCGGCAGAUGUCUUCUGUCAGGACGAGGCGGAUGACUACGACCCAGAUUGGAGCAGCCAGCAGGCGGGCUCCAGAUUACUCUUCAAAUUUCCCAUCCAGCAAACUGGCCUGAAAUUCGGACAACGCUUUCAGGGACCGCAGCACUACUUCAACCAACUGCUGGGAAACCGCUCCAAGUUUUUCUCUUCCCUGGCCCAAAGCUGCAACCUAAAGGGAGGAGAGCUCAAGUCCAAGCCCACAACUGCCGAAGAAAUGGAAAUCUUUAUGGGCCUCUCCCUGCUUAUGUGUGACCUGAAGCUGGAGCACCUCUCGGAUUACUGGAGCACUAACAUGUUUUACGGUCUCGUCGGAUUUUCGGGGAAGAUGUCCCUGGAGCGGUAUCAGCAGCUGCUGCACUGUCUAAACUUUGAUGCACCGCAGCUACAAACGGGCAAAGCCAAGCUGAAGGACUUUCCACUGCUAGACUUUAUCAACGAGCGCAUGGAAGAGAUAUACAUUUGUGGCCAGCAAUUGGUGCUCAAUGAACCUAUCACUCUGUGGAAAGGAACUUUGAGCUCCCAGGAGGAUCUUCCCAACAAAUUCCGCACCAACUCACUACUGCUGCAUAUGCUAACUGAGCAGAGCGGACUGGUGGUGAAGCUUCUGCCGGAGAUUGUGCGAAAGGAAGACGGACCGGCAUGGGUACGCAAUUCCCGGCAGUUGGUGGAGCACCGUAACAAAAUUGCCCUCAAACUAAUGGAGGGAUACCAGGGAGGACGCACUGUGUACGCAUCAAAGUUCUAUGGAAGCUAUGGUCUGGCUCAGGAGUUGGCUAAGAAAAGCACCUAUUGCACUGGUCUGCUGGACAGGAAUAGGUAUGGCAACAGUAAGGCACUGGUGCACCAGCGAUUAGAUUCCAACAGCAUCUCCACCAGCUAUGCCACUUCUCUGAUGAUGGCCAAGUGGCGACGACGGGCAAAGAGCUUGUACUUCUUCAGCUCCGACUGCUUGGCCAUUUAUUCCAAGGAGAUGGCCAUGCAGAAAACGAAUGCGAAACCCAAGUUGAUCCAAGAACUCGAAUUUCAACUGCGACCUGGAAACAAUGGUCGCCACCAUCUGAUCCACUACCAAGCUGCCUGCCAGGAUUUGCCGGCGGACAGGAAGCUGACCAUUUUUCUACUCAACAUUCUCGUGUACAAUUCCUAUUUGCUAUACUUCGCCAAUGGCCAGAAUGCGCGAGUCGGACAUCUAAAAAGUUACUCGGAGUUUCGGGUGAUUAUAAUAAAGUCUCUUCUAAGAGAAGAAGUGACGAACGAACCGCUAACAGUUAGUCCCCAGAAACCGGAUGCAUAUGAGCGGUCAAAGAACAAACCGGUGCCCGAGCCCAGGAUGAAGACCAUUCUUCACGAACCCGUGCUUAUCCAGCAGAAUGGAAAGCCGGCUAAGAAAAACUGCCGCUAUUGCCACAAAGGCGGAAUGUUGCAGUUCAGCAAGUUUAUGUGCAACACCUGUCCGGAUAAGCCAGGUUUAUGCCAGGAACCCUGCUUCCUGCUCUGGCAUGAGCAGCUCAAGAAGUAAUCGGACAGACAAUUGGACGAAGGGAUUAAGAAUAUAUUACAAUUUGUUACAGAGGAACAAAUGUUUUU
This is a messenger RNA of Drosophila teissieri, 2002 nucleotides long. RefSeq lists its product as uncharacterized. Bases 93 to 1934 code for a protein of 613 amino acids. Lineage: Eukaryota; Metazoa; Arthropoda; Insecta; Diptera; Drosophilidae. The record is from RefSeq and is a predicted model, not a curated record. The transcript is spliced from 2 exons.